Pseudophryne corroboree (corroboree frog) is the source of this 2445-nucleotide messenger RNA. RefSeq names its product ring finger protein 26 (gene RNF26). The transcript has a single exon. Lineage: Eukaryota; Metazoa; Chordata; Amphibia; Anura; Myobatrachidae. Bases 543 to 1880 code for a protein of 445 amino acids. Gene Ontology annotation, biological process: protein ubiquitination; ubiquitin-dependent protein catabolic process. Gene Ontology annotation, molecular function: ubiquitin protein ligase activity. The record is from RefSeq and is a predicted model, not a curated record.
AACGUUAACCCUGUUGUUGAUGACGUAAACUGUUGUCGUUCUUAUGAUGCAUCUAUACACUCUGCGUAUCUGUUGCUCCAGUCUGAGUAGGAUUCGAUUCUCUGCUGCUUCUGUCAGCGCCAACCGGCGAUUGGGGGGGAGCAAGAUGGAGGCGCGCAGUGUUGCUCUAUAGAUAUCAGUAUUUCUUACCUUAUCGGGGCUAGCUGGAUGGUAAAACUUGCUUUAACGGUUACCAAGAUAUCGUAUACGGUGUCGCGCUGCUGAUGUCCGUUCCCAGAGCCGGGGAGUGCAUACGUUUCGCCAUUUCAACGAGGUUGCAUAGUUUAUGGCUGCACAUCAAAAUAUGGAUAACAAGCCCGUGGUGAACAUUGACUAUAAUCUUAUUUGAAAUAUGAAGUUACAUAUCCGUUAUCAUUCAGACAAUGUCUAAGGCUGUAAUUAUUCCAUGUGACUUCCACCGCCAUUGCUUAUUGAUCCAGGAAUUGUCUUCUUGAUGACGUGCACAUCAUAUACUUACACUACAAUUUUACAUAUUCUAAGUCAUGCAAGGAAUUCUUCUGAUCCUUAGUGGUCUAGGUUGGACCUUAGACCUGCUGCUUCUGGUUCUGGACUUGCAUUACUGGCUGGUUUCUUCUCUUCUGUCAUACCUGCUGUGGACCAUUAAUUUCAUCCUCAAGCUGCCAGGAACUAUAACCUUUGGGCUACUGCAAUUCUGGGAAUGUGUGCUGAUAUGCAUGGGCAUUAUGGGUGAAUCAUGCUGUAGCCUGGUACUGUACGUGGUGCAGCUAGCAGGUGAUGCAGUUAGAGGAGUACUUACUGGAUUGGACAGUUUGCAUUUGGUGUGGAACUUGAUGUGCCACUUGCUGAUCCGAAGUAAGGAAAUUAUGCAGCGUGGGCUUCUCCAUAUUGCAAUACCUGGACAGAAUCUUUUUCGCCAAGUUUGGGAAGCACUAAGUAUAACGUGUAGUUUAGCAGCCUACCUGGUGAACAGUUUGGUCAAUAUGUGUCUAAUAGGUAUGCAACAUAUUUUCUCAUCAGCAUUGGCUCUGUGGAUUUCUACAGUUAAUGUGAUUUUCACUGGUAAAGAAUUAAUCAUAGCAUUAUUCUCUGAACUUUCAAGCUCUGCAGUAGCUGUGGUUAUUCUUUUCUGGACCCCAUUCCAGCUGUUUGUGGAUGUUAUGGUAUCUUGCAGUACAGGGAUAGGAACAAUCCUCUUCAGAUAUCUUUAUGAAGUUCUUCUGCUGAUGUUGUUAGUUUGGGCUUCUCGAUUAAUUCACAGACCCUCGCCUUUAUUACUUUUAUUCCAAGAAAGAUUAAGCAGGCUCUAUCGCAUUUUGCUAGUUUUUGUUCGUGCAUUGCUAAAUUCUGAGGUUUGGAGGAGAGCAGCUGCUAGGUUUCUCCGGCUUGUCAGAAUGCACAGAGUAGCCUGGGAUAGAGACUGGAAUCUGAGGAGGACUGUGGCACGCAACACACCAUUAAGAGUUGCCAGGGCACAAAAUUCAGAAAGACCUACCCAGGUGCUCAACCCACUACCUGUGAGGAGACAGAACCCUUCUAUGCAGUCUUCCUCAGCUCUGAAUCCAGUGCCUAAUAGGGUUCAGAUUCCACAGCAAGUGCUAGGUGGUCCUCAGAGCAGUGCCUCAACCUCUACGAGGGGAGAAACUGGAACAGUAGAUCCGUGGAAACUAUUAAAACAGCAGGAAGAGAGCAAAAAGUGUGUGAUUUGCCAAGAUGAGAAUAAAACUGUUCUUUUGCUACCUUGCCGUCACCUUUGUCUGUGUGCACACUGCACCAAUAUUCUUCUACAGCAGCCAAUACUUCAACGCAACUGCCCUCUCUGUAGGAAAAUGGUCCUGCAGACCCUAAAUGUCUAUAUGUAAUAGUCAUACAACUUAAUGCAACAAGGUUUUUUUAUAAAGUAUGCAAAGUUAUAUGUGAACAUUUUCUUUUCCAAAUUUGUUUAAAUUGAUAAAUAAAAAAGUCUUGGAUUAUCCCAAAUAAUAUUAUCUAUAUGCAACUGCAUCAUCACAAUUUAAAAGAGACCAAGCUGUGAAAGGAACUAUAAUUGGUGGCUGCAAUAUUCAUGAUUGCAAAUAUGUAACAUUUCCAAACUGUGAUAUGUUAGGAGCAUAUUUAAUAACAAAUGAUAUUCUUGUUACUAAUCUAAAAUACUGCUCCAACAAAUCAGCUCCUAACUGUCAUUUUUUAAACAUGUGACAGGAGCUGCUUGGUUGGAUCACCAUUUAAGAUUACGAAUGAGUGCUAAAAGAAUAUCACUCCUUAUUAAAUAUGCCCUUAGUUUGUUAUUUCUCUGAAGGCAGUAAUAACUGCUUACUAAGCAUUCCACUAUUUCUGAAUAUUUUCUCCUGUUAUUUACUCAUGUUGUUGGUUGUUUCAAAUACAUUGUUAUGUACUUCUCACUAUAUAAAUCUGUGUUUCACUUUU